This is a messenger RNA of Diprion similis, 1224 nucleotides long. RefSeq lists its product as uncharacterized. The record is from RefSeq and is a predicted model, not a curated record. The coding region runs from base 15 to 1190 and encodes 391 amino acids. Gene Ontology annotation, molecular function: protein dimerization activity. NCBI's taxonomy places the organism in Eukaryota, Metazoa, Arthropoda, Insecta, Hymenoptera, Diprionidae. The transcript has a single exon.
UUGUCGAGGACGAUAUGAACACCUACGCGAGGCUGCAGCGCUACGAGAUGAUCGAUUCCGAGGGUUACGGUUCGGCCAGCAGCCCCGAAUCAACGAAUCCGCGAAGUUGUUGGCCGGCCCCGGAAUCCCUGGUGCUUGGUUACCCGCAGCCACCGAGGUCCAGAGGAAGCAGCUGCGACAGCAUCAGUUCGGUCGACAGUCAGCAUAACAACGAUUACCAAGAGCUGACCGCCUUUACGGUUGGCGAUAAUUUCCCGGUUAAUCCGUCGCUGUGCGGUGCUGCGAAUUUCGAGGCGAACUGCGCGAGCAGCCUCGCCGAGAUCAGUUUGUACAAGGGUUACAAUACCGAUCGUCAGAACGAUUACUGCAAAGAAAUCGGCAACGGUAAAUCCGAAAAUCAAAGUCAGCAGCAGCAGCAGCAGAAUUUUCAAGAAAACAGCGCCGGCUUUUCGUCCCAAAGAAAUUUCCCCGGUUGCGGUGAAGUUCAGUACCAACAAAAAUCGGCGGAUAGCGUUUACCUGACUCUCGACGGUAUCUACAACAACAACAAUAACAACAAUAACAACAACAACGCUGGAAGAACAGUGACAACCGCGUCACCCUACACCGAAGGUACAAUCAAAUGUGCGGGGGAACAGUUUUCGCAAAAAAUCGGUACCGCGCUUUACGGAAGCAAUUUCGGACGAAGUUCAAACGUCUUAUACGCCGGCGUAGAGACUCGCGUUCACGAUCAGAUCCAGUGCGUGGAGUUGAACAAUCCGAGCUCGAAGACAUCGGACAUCGAAGGUGUUCAAGUGCCGAUGAAAAUCGGCGAUCAUCGUCAUCGUCAUCAAACUCACCAUCACAACCACAAUCGCCUUCGUAAUCAUCACCCGCACGAGCAGUUCUCAACGACGAGAUACGAGGAGGGUGAUUUUCGCAUAGAAUUCGAGGACGACGAGCUUAUUAACGAGAAGGACAAUUUGCAUAAACUAAAAUCCGGCGCGCCGGGAGUCGAGGUGUUGAAAAAACGUCGUCUAGCCGCGAACGCUAGGGAGAGGAGGAGGAUGAACAGUCUGAACGACGCCUUUGACAGACUUAGGGACGUUGUGCCCAGCCUGGGUAACGACAGGAAACUCAGCAAGUUCGAAACACUGCAAAUGGCUCAGACCUACAUAUCAGCCCUCUACGAAUUACUUCAGCGCGAAUAGACACGUUGAAUUUAUAAUUCUUCUAACAAGAGUA